This is a messenger RNA of Akanthomyces muscarius, 1617 nucleotides long. RefSeq lists its product as uncharacterized. The coding region runs from base 1 to 1617 and encodes 538 amino acids. The transcript has 4 exons. NCBI's taxonomy places the organism in Eukaryota, Fungi, Ascomycota, Sordariomycetes, Hypocreales, Cordycipitaceae. The record is from RefSeq and is a predicted model, not a curated record.
AUGUCCGGCAUUGAGGUCGCUGGCAUUGUGCUCGGCAGCAUCCCUCUAUUAAUCUCGGCCAUAGAGCACUACCAUGAUGGUGUCUCAACUAUUCAGCGAUGGCGAAGAUUCCAGCGAGACCAUAAACUCCUGGCGGGCAGUCUGAAACGGGAGCAGGCAAAAAUGAAAAAUGUGUGCGAGGAGCUGCUCAGGGGACUGGUGCCAGACUACCAGAUUGACUCGAUGAUUAAGGACCCGUUCGGCGCGGAGUGGCAUAGUUACCAAGUAAAUGCGAAGUUGAGAGCGCGUCUCCAUGAUUCGCUUGAGGUAUUUCAAAGCACUGUAGCAGAAAUACAGACCGCAGUCACGGAGUUGAGCCGUCGCUUGGGCAUCACUCCACAAGAUCAGGAGCAAGAGACAAAAUCUUUGUUUAAAAGGGAACUCCAGCGGGCCAAGUUCGCAAUUAGUCGGAACACAUAUUCCAGUCUUGUCACUUCCAUUCGUGACGGCAUAUCGGGGCUUCAGGUCUUGACGAGCCAAAGCAUCACACUCGAGCCAGAGAGAAAAAAAGGAUCGCAAGUGCGGCUCUUAGCGCUCCUACGAGAUCUCUCCUCUGGACUCCAUCGCGCGAUUCGAGGUAGUCUCUCUUGCACUUGCUCACAUAUCCUGAACUUGGAACUCGCGGUGCCCCCAUCAGACAUUACUAUCUACUCAAAAAGCGAGACUGAAAAGAUACUCAGGCAGCUCCAUCUGCAUCUAGCUCUUUCAUCAUUCACAGCUGUGCCACAAGCAAUAAAGCAAACUUCGGAGGGAGAGGAAUGGCGUGGACUUCAAUUCUGUUACAUGCCGGUGGAAGACAAGGAGAAAGCAAAAGCACUGCAGUUCGCCCUCCUGCCUGCAGCUGGGCAAAGCGUUCCUGAACGACAGCGCUCCGUCUUCCAAUAUUCGCCGUCAUACGACGGGGCACACUCGUCUAUAAUGACGCUCACGCACGAAGCCACCGCCAAUCACGGCGUUCGACGAUACAUGGUCUACCCGGCGACCUGGAUCAGUCACACCACCAAUAGUCGCGCCGCAAUCUCUCUUCAGGAUGUUUGGGCUGGAGGCGAUGCCGUGCCGUUUAUGACUUAUUUCGCCAGGCUUAAGCUGGCCGUAACCAUUUCCAGCAGCGUUCUGCAGCUCUACGGCACGCCUUGGCUUUCACAGAGCUUCUGCUCCGCCAACAUCAUUUUUCUGCAACGAAGCGAUGACGAUUGCCUCUAUGAUAGAGUUUUCAUGUGGAAGAACGUUGAGGAAGAACCGCUCAGUCUGGGGGAGCCCACAUCGCCCCUCGCUGCACGGAGCAAUCCCGCGAUGCUCUCCCUGGGGCUUUUGCUCGUGGAAAUCUUCCUCGGUCGGCCGCUCGCGGAAGACAACUGUCCCGCGGGACAACGCCUGGCGCGCAAGUUCAGAGAAGCGCAGGAUCUACUGCCGCGAAUUCGGAUCGAAAGCGCCAACUACUUUAGUGCCGUGAGUCGCUGCCUAGAGGGGCGGCUACAUACGAGACAGUAUGACGAGAUGCAGUUGACGGAGGAGUCAUAUGCGGGCGUUGUGGCGUUGUUGAAAAAGGACAUGGACGCUGUCUCUAUUGCGGAUUGA